Molecule: messenger RNA, 1683 nt
Organism: Aureobasidium pullulans EXF-150
Lineage: Eukaryota; Fungi; Ascomycota; Dothideomycetes; Dothideales; Saccotheciaceae
Exons: 3
Coding region: 1-1683 (560 amino acids)
Source: RefSeq, a predicted model, not a curated record
AUGGAUCGGUACUCGUCGGCUGACUAUGAUCCUGCACUCUAUGCGACGUCCGAAGUAGACGACGCGGAGGACUUCUACGAUGCUGACCCAUCUCAGCCAGCAGUCACGGCAGGCGCUCAACACCAGACGUCCUCUUCGUCGAUGGGCAAUAACGUUGGCACGCUCCAAUCAGGCGCAAACACGCCCGUCGACGCUGCUUUGGUCAGCAAGAUCAACGCCGAGAAGCUCCAGGAACUGCGUGCGAAGCUGCUCGCUAACCGUCAAGCCACCCCAGUGAAGGACUUCUCGACAGCUGCUGCUGCUGCGAAGAACGGUACUCUCGCGUCGAUCAAGACCGAAUCACAGUCACUUUCUCGACCUCCGAGCCCCGCACACACGCCCAAGACCGUCGUCGUCAACAAGAACAAGCAGUCUGCACACAACAGACCAACCGCUGCAUCAAUGCUCAGCCAGUCAAACUCAAUCGAUGCUCUCCUGGCCGAGAGUCACGCAUCCGUCAUGUCGCAAGGCGCCAACACCCCCCAACAGAAGACUGCUCCAAUCAAGCAGCAAUACACAACAGCUCCCACCCCCAAGUCGACCACUACUACUGAAAAGGCCACUACUCCUAAGCUGGCUCGUUCGCCUGCUCCGUCUUAUAAACAAACCAACACUGCUGAAAAGAUGAACACCAACAACGACGAGUCUUCGUCGACUGCCAAGUCACCUGAAACACCCAAUCAACAGAUCAACAGAACUAACAAUCUGCACAUGGAGAAGGCCAAUACUACCUCUCCUGGUCCUGCCGAAAGAUUCCCCAAACACAAGACGGACCACCAUGCCAAUGCAAUCAAGUCUGCCAAUCCCUUGUCCAGAGGUCCUCUUCAGAAGACGAGCCUUAGCUUGAACACCAAGUCUGCCAAACAACAGGAUGAUGACUACUUCAAGGACGUCGAUCUUUGGUUGACCAUUACUGGCUUCCACGACAAGACGUUUCGUGAACAGAAGCUCAAGACGUACAAGAUGCGUGCUGCGCUUGAAGAAAAGAAACGUGCCUUGGAACACGAAUUUGCCGAACUUGAACGUCAAGAGGCUGCUACGGCUAACGACCCUAGUUCCAAGGAUUUCAUGCGUGGUGCUUCAGCUGCUUACAUGCCUCCUCCAGCCCUUCCUGCCUCGACCUCCAACUCGUUCGAUGGUCAGAGCGCUUCUUUGACCAAGGCCAACCCUAUCCCUACUCAGCCUGCAUCGGCUGGUGUCAAGCGUCCCCGCUCACCCUCUGUUCCUGUGAACGACUACCCUGAAAAACUGCACCGUCUCAACACUUCUGGCCGUGCUGUGCGCAGAGAUGAUCUCUUCGACAAGCCUCUGUCUGCCACCGCUUCCAGACGCGGCUCCGAUCAGAGAUCCGAGAGAGUUGACAAACCUGAAAGAUCUGCCUACCACCAGCGUGCUGACUAUGACACUUCUCCGACUUCUCACUCCAUCUCCGUCAGAGGUCAGGCCUACCGCCCCAAUGACGGUGCCUUUGGUCGUCGCGAUUCUUGGAACGCUCCCAGAUCUCCUGAAUGGUCUGCACGCCCUCAGGGAUGGACCUCCACUGCCUUCUCGGACGUGAACGAGGCCCCUCUUGGAGGUAGCUUCUCCGGUAACAACAAAAGUGGGUACACGCCUUCCAACCCCAGAGCCAAGUACAACAGAUAA